CUGAGGCCUUGGCCGGGCUGUGUGGGGGUAUGGCGGCUCUGGUGGUGGUCUUCUCUCCGCUGCCGCGGCUUCGCGGUCUUCUUCAGCGCUGCUGGGGGCGUCUGGAGCGCGGCCUCUUGCCGGGUUUCUCCGGGGGCCAGAGCCUGCCCUGGGGACCAGCACUAGCUGUCCAAGCUCCAGCUUUUCUUCCACAACCGGUAAACGACACUAGUGAAAGUAAUGAGGCACCAGGCCUGUUAGAUAGCAUCUUGUGGAUGGCGGCGCCAAAGAAAAGGCGCACCAUUGAAGUAAACCGCUGUAGGCGAAGAAAUCCCAAUAAGCUUAUAAAAGUAAAGAGGAACAUAGAUGUUUGUCCCGAGUGUGGAAACUUGAAACAGAAACACGUCCUUUGUGGCUAUUGUUAUGCAAAGGUUAAAGCAGAAACUCGACUGAUACGGAUGGAAAUACAUAAAAAGGAAGGAGGACCAUUUAAUGCUCCAACUGUAGAGACUGUCGUACUUUAUGAUGGAGAAAAGCCCACAGAAAAAGAUGAAGGCAAGCGGAUCAUUGAAAGAGCCAGGAAGCGUCCAUCUUGGUUUGUUCAAAAUUGAUGCUAGAGAACUAAUGCUAACAAAAACAGUUGCUACAGCAAGAAAGAUCAUGAUUUUCAAGAAUGUUUUCCUCAUUUUGUUCACUCAACGUUGAUACAGAAAAGCUAUGAACUUUUGGGAAGCCUGCUUGACUUGCAUGUCACGCCAUAUGAUUUUGCAGUCAGGUGUUGUUUCUGUAGCAUGCAGCAGGAAAUGCUUCUCAGUGAUACAUCAUAGCAGUCAACAAUUAAAGAUAAAUCAGAAUCUACCUUGGGUUUGGCCAUCUGCGUACAGUACACUGAAUAAUUUGUAUGCUAAUGUUCUAUGCUGGUUUUGUAGGUAACAUUUUUUUAACAAAGGGAAAACGUUCACAGAUGUAAAAUAAAGUAUGUUAAGUUUCCCAGGGA
Messenger RNA from Pygoscelis adeliae (Adelie penguin), 976 nucleotides. RefSeq names its product mitochondrial ribosomal protein L32 (gene MRPL32). Lineage: Eukaryota; Metazoa; Chordata; Aves; Sphenisciformes; Spheniscidae. Gene Ontology annotation, molecular function: structural constituent of ribosome. Gene Ontology annotation, cellular component: mitochondrial large ribosomal subunit. The record is from RefSeq and is a predicted model, not a curated record. The transcript has 3 exons. Gene Ontology annotation, biological process: translation. Bases 30 to 590 code for a protein of 186 amino acids.